CGGAAAAGCACCGUGGCCGAAAACUUGGAUAAAAAAAAUGGAAAAAGUAACUGGCUCACCAACUUUAUCGGUGUAUCCGCUGGCAAGAUAAGGAACAGCAGAAAUGGAGCCCUUGCUUUUCUGCCUGCCUCGCUUUUCCCUCUGACAAUGGAGUGGGGGGAAGAUAGCCAGAUUUUCUCGGAGUUCCAUUGAAAGUAUUUUUUUCUACUCAUGGAGAAAGGAGCGAGAAGAAGUCGGGAGUCAUGAGCACAGGUGUAAAGAAGCCUCCAUUAGCUCCCAAACCAAAACUCCCUGCUCCAACCAAGCCACCCAUCGCCCCAAAGCCAUGUCCUCUCUCCCAGUCUCCUCUUCUCUCCCAGCCCUCCCCUUCUACCCUUAAGAGGCCAAAGCCAGCUGUUGCUCCUAAACCGUGCCUUCCUCGAUCCACGGCCACUUCUCCACCGCCUGUUUCGCCCCCGCCGCCCAAACCAGCCGAACCUUUCAGUCUCUCCCAGGAGGAGACUUUGGAUGAGAACCUCUUUCAUCUCAACUCCAAGAAUGGGAUCUUAUCGGAGACAGGCAGGCGUACGUCGGAUUACAUCAUUCCCGCCUGCUCAUGCUCUGGCGAGGAGUUCUCCAAGUGCCAUCCGCAGGAAAAUGGAGACUCGACUGAGUCUCCAGCAGAUUUCCAUAAAGAGCCUCUGCAGAAUGGGGUUACCCCCGGCAAUAGCACACAAGAGGAAGGGGAGCUCCAGACGAGGGCCCCACCUGUUUCUAAGGAGGAAAGGAUUAGCAAAAAGCCAAGAGAUAAACCUCAAAGACAGAGAUACCUUGAUAGAGGAUUAGUUAACAAAGAGGCAGAGAGGACUGAGGAGGGAAAACGUGAGGAAAGUGGAGUUUCAGAACUUAAUGAUCCAGACGAGCUGACUGCGGCGCGUACGUCAGCCUGUGAUGUUGCAGGCAACAUCCUGACAAGUUUCGCUCCAUCGGAGCCUGAGGGAGACGGGGCCGAUUCCAUCAGCCGAACAUUUCUAAUCGGUUCCCAACCUGAUCUACCAGUCCCUGCUGCUCCCAGUAAGCCUCUCCCAGUCCCCCACCCACGGAGGUUUAAAAAGCCGACCCUGGUGAGGCAGGAUGGCGUGGAGGGUGGCACUCAGGAUCAGGUGGUGCUAGUGGAGGAACAGACAAAUGAGCCUGAGGGCAAACUGAGAGACGCUCCUCUGUCUGUCAGAACAGAGAACCAGGACGACUCUGAAACUCAGAGAGACUCGUGUUUGGUGGAUUCAGAGACAGACGUCCCCGUUCCGCCUCCCAGACAGACCUCCCUCUCUCCACGCCUCCACAGAACUGUCCGCUGUUCGCUCAACAAAAACACCUCCCACUCCUUAGACCUGCUCUCCCAACCUGACUCAGAGGGUCCCGGUAAAGAGGCUCAGCAGGUGGAGGAGGAUGAGGAGGACGGGUACGGCGACUUUGAGCGGUACCCCAUCUGCCACAGCCUCCCCAAGCAGAUCAAACUGGGCUGUCACCCUCCGCUGGUCUACAGCCGGAAAGCCGUUUCUUCCGAUGAUCAGCAGUCACCGAGGGCGCCGCCGAGGAAACCUCAGAGACACAGCCUGCCCGCACCGCCGCCGCCUUCCUUCUGUCCUCCUGCGCCUCCUCACGCCAGCACCCCCAUGAGAGAGCUGCCCCCACCUCCUCAGGAGAAAACUGCCUGGCGCUUCUCCCGGCCCUGCGUCACUUUUUUCAGCCGUCAGAUCCCCACCAGGAGCAGCGUGCCGCCUAAAAGCCGAGCGCCGGCGUUAGGGGGCAAGCAGAGGGCGCAGUCCUUCUCCGCAGCCGACCUGGCAACCCGGGCCAGCUCUUCCCAAAAGAGGAGCCUCUCCUUCCGCAAGCUGCUGGAGCUGCGGCUGUCUGUGAAGAUGCUGCCAAAGCUGCUGGCCAAAGGGGGCCAGUCCCUGGACUGCGUCAGCUCGGACUCCAGUAGCGGGGACAAAAGCCUGGAGCGGCCCAGCAGCUGCAUCCAGGACACGGAUAUUCACAGCGAAGAUGUGGAGUAUGAGAACGUGCAGCUGUAUGACGAGAUCCCAGAGUAUAUGAACCUGCCGUUCCACAGCGGCAGGCUGGGCUGGCAGGACGAAGGAGACGCUAACAUCUACGAGGUGCAGGAUCCCUUUCACAGCGAGCACGAAUACGAGAGCGACUGGCUAAAGGACGAUGUCCACUCUGAGGAGGAAGAGAUGCACAGUUCAGACGAAGAGGACAACAGCUCUACCUCCAGCAAGGAGCACCUGGACGAGGCAGACAGACAGCAGGAGGAUGAGAUGAAGAGGAAGAAGGUGGUGCACAUUGCCCAGGAAAUCAUGAGCUCAGAGAAAGUGUUUGUGGAUGUCCUAAAGCUUCUUCACAUAGACUUUCGGGAUGCUGUUGCCAAGGCAACGCGUCAGAACGGGAAGCCAGUGGUGGAAGAGCGGAUCCUCAGUCAGAUUCUCUACUACCUGCCGCAGCUGUACCAGCUGAACAAAGACCUGCUGAGGGAGCUGGAGGAGAGGGUGGCACACUGGAGCGACCAUCAGAGAUUGUCGGACAUCUUUGUCCAGAAAGGUCCCUACCUGAAGAUGUAUUCCACCUACAUCCGGCAGUUUGACAACAACGUGGCUCUGCUGGAUGAGCAGUGCAGGAAGAACCCGGCGUUUGCGUCUGUCGUCCGAGAGUUUGAGAUGAGUCCACGAUGUGCCAACCUGGCUCUGAAACACUACCUUCUGAAACCAGUGCAGAGGAUCCCUCAGUACCAGCUGCUGCUCACAGAUUAUCUGAAGAACCUCCCUGAGGACUCUGAGGACUAUAAAGACACACAAACUGCACUCAGCGUCGUGAAGGAAGUAGCUAAUCAUGCCAAUGACAUCAUGAAGCAAGGGGAUAACUUUCAGAAGCUGAUGCAGAUUCAGUACAGUCUCAACGGCCAGCAUGAGAUCGUUCAGCCAGGCAGGGUGUUUCUGAAGGAGGGGACGCUGAUGAAGCUGUCCAGGAAAGUGAUGCAGCCGCGGAUGUUUUUCCUGUUCAACGAUGCUCUCAUGUACACCACUCCGGUCCAGUCUGCCCAGUAUAAACUCAACAGCGUUCUGUCUCUGGCUGGAAUGAAGGUGAGUAAGCCCAGUCAGGAGGCCUAUCAGAAUGAGCUAAACAUCGAAAGCGUUGAGCGCUCCUUCAUCCUGUCUGCCAGGUCAGCACUCGGCCCCCGGAACAAUCCGACCUUAAAGGUGUUAACUGUGACUUUGAGUUCUGUCCUACUUUGUGUUUGCAGCUCGGCUAAAGAGAGAGACGAGUGGCUGGAGGCCAUCGGCAAGGCUAUCGAAGAUUACACCAAGAAGAAAAUAACUUUCAUAUCGAGCCGAAGUCAGGAAGAGGCGGAAGGUGUCGUUGACAGCGGCGCCCCUUUAGGCUCAAAAGCUCCCAUAUGGAUUCCAGACCUGAGAGCCACCAUGUGCAUGAUCUGCACCUGCGAGUUCACCCUCACAUGGAGGAGGCAUCACUGCCGGGCCUGUGGGAAGGUGGUGUGUCAGGCCUGCUCCACCAAUAAGUACUACCUGGAGUACUUGAAGAACCAACCAGCUCGCGUGUGCGACCACUGCUUCGCCAAGCUUCAGGAAAACAGUGACCGCAGAGCUUCAUCAUCCACAUCUCCAAUUAAAUCUGGAGCGUUUUCCUUCACAAGAAAACAGAAGAAGAUCCCCGCUGCACUAAAAGAGGUGUCCGCCAACACAGAAAACUCCUCCAUGAGCGGCUACCUACACAGGUCCAAAGGCAACAAGAAACAAUGGAAAAGGCUGUGGUUCGUCAUAAAGAAUAAAGUUCUGUACACCUACGCUGCUAGCGAGGACGUGGCGGCGCUGGAGAGCCAACCUUUGCUGGGUUUCUUCCUGAGGGAGGAGAAGAACGGGCCGGCUCAGAAGCUGCAGUUCAAGCUCUAUCACAAAAACACGCUGUUCUACAUCUUCAAGGCAGACGACAUUCCCACGGCGCAGAGAUGGAUCGAAGCCUUCCAGGAGGCCAUGAUUCUGGAGCAGUAGUCGCUUCUGCUGUCAGUGAUCAGCUCCAGGAGGAGCUGCAGGUGGGCGGAUAGUAAACUGCACAUGGAGACAUUUGGACAAGCUCCAGCUUCUGAUGCUCGGCAAUGUGGACCGAGUUCGGAGCGUGUCACAACCGCAGGUCAACGGUCAAGUCCAGAAAGCACGUGUGAGGAAGUACGACCAAAACUGUGCAACAGCUGCUUUAAAGCCGAGAGGUCUGGGGACGAGUUUCAAAAUGCUUUCAGAUGAAGGAAUCACUUUUUUGUAAAGCAGCAUACACUCACUGGUAAAAAGGAAAGCUGUGGAGAUGUAAAUAUUAAGUAAUAUAAUGGUUAUAGUUGGAUUCUUCCCUACAGAUACAGGAAAUGUGAGUUUAAAAAUAGGAUGUAUCUCGUAUAGAGAAACAGUAUGUUCAGUCUAAGUUCAAAGAUCCCCAGUGGACGUACUGUAACGCCCUUAAAAAGGAGGAUAAACUCAAAUAGCUUAUUGCUAAAGAAGCUGGCUUUUCACAGAUUGAUGCAUCAUUCAUGUUAAGUUAAUUGGAGGGAUAUAAUUUAAUUUCCCUUUGGGAUUAAUAUAUUACUUUUAAAUUGAAUCGAAUAUUAUUGAAAAUAAGUUUCACCAGCAGCAGAGAGAGAAGUUAUAUGUGAUUCUGAUCUAAUCUAGAGUGAGGGAGCAGUGCUUGGAAUAGCCAAGCUACUACAGUCCUCUUAAGCGAUUACUGAGCCAGAACAGUUACCUGGACCAAGGAGAAAAAUAAUGGGAUGUUUUUUCAUUGCAUAGUCGGGGGUGGCGAAGUGGCCAUUAGCCAUCCAGACUCUAUGAAGUAUUUUCAAUAAAAAGAAACCAGACUCAACGAUACAGCCACUAUUAAAACAACAUGAGCUUCUAGAACACCUCAGCUGAGUAAAUUAAGCUAAAGGAGCAAACUAUUUUUGUCUGAUGUACUAUUCAGAUUUUAUUAGGACUUUCCUUUGCUGUAUUGUUGUGGUGUUUAAAACAUGUAUGCAAUACGCAGGGUUUGCUUUUAAUCAUCUCUGAUAUCCUUUCCACCCAUUUAAAAAUCUCAAUUUAUCUCGAUAAAAAUUGUCAGCCUAGUAGUUAGAGCAGUGCGCUUCUGCUCUGAGAAAGUUGCAAGUACUGGUUUGAUCCCCACAGCCUACACUCUGGGUUCCUGAGCAAGACCGGAAGUCUUGCACUGUGGAAGUCCACUGCACCCCAAGGGGAUGGGUUAAAUGGGCAGAGUUCAUUUCUCCAAUGUGAGAUGAAUAAAGUUCACUUAUUAUUAUUUAAAAGUCAGUUUUUGAUUUCGAUUGAGGGAUCAAAGACAGCAGAAAGCUUACCUGCCCACAGUCACGGUUCUGCUUUCUGUGCCGUUUUUCUGAGGACUGAUCUUAGAUGAAUCCAUAGGUGAAAGGCUCCCCUGAUAAUGUUCUUGGCUGUCAGUGCCUGCUGCCUGAUGCUGCCCAUCCCCUGGUGGCUCUGCAAAGAAUCAUUUACACACAAAUCUGGUUUCUAAGCCUUUGCUGUAUUUCUUUAUCAGUGAGUGUAUGAGGAAUCUGGCAGUUUUGAUCUAUUGUUUUUGCAGAGAAGUAAUGACAAGGAAGUUUGUCUGAUAAUGUUUGCAGAAUCUAAGAAACAAGUUGGGAUUUUACUGUGAAAAUCCAGCUUUAACGCAAAAUUUGUAAGUUUAUUUUGAAAGGGUCUAACACGAAAUUAAUCAGCAUCCUGGAUAAAACUGGAGAUAUCACAUUUUUUAAAGUAGAUAUUUUUCAAAAUGUCCUUUUUUUCAUCUGUUUAGCCAAAACCAGAAUGUUAUUUUUUGUUUGUUUAUUUUUUAUUGUGUAUAAGGACAUAAACAAACAAUGCUGACCUUAUUCUUUUGUUUUUUGUUUUUUAAAACAAGAGCUAAUAUUUAUAAACUAGGAACAUGUAUUGUCUGAAAAGCGCAGGCUGCCAUUUAUUUUCAGAUUCAGAGUUUUUUUGUAGAAAAGGAUCAAAAUCAUUGUUUUUGUCCUACUUUUGCACGUCAACACUGUGGGAAGUUUGCAUGAACUACGUUUCUUUUAAAUAAAUGCUCAGAAGCAAAGUUUUUGUUUAGAAAUGAAUCUUUCAGUUUACAGACACUGGGGUUUUCUUUUCCCUGUUUUUAAGAUUAGGAAAAAAAUUGCCGGAGUAGUUUGCCAUCCGUUUUUAUGUUUGCUUUGUGUCUUUUUAGGUCAGGGAUUGAUUGUGGAUCAAACACAAUUUAUCACUUUAUUGGAACUGAUUUAUGUCGACAAAUGAGUUGAAAAAUCUCUUUAUCGCAUCAUGACUGAGUUCAAAUUUGUCUUUAGGUCUGUUUGGCUUAUGUUGUAUCAUUGUAAUGUGAUUGUUUAGUUAAUGAUAAAAAAAAACCUGCUGCAGCAUUUUGGGAGAAUCAAGUUCUGAAGCCUUCCUGUGUGACUGUACUUUAACAUUUUGUAAACAGAGUUCACUCUUGAGGAGAAUUUCUAAACUGUCAGGAAACAGUUUUU
Messenger RNA from Cyprinodon variegatus (sheepshead minnow), 6565 nucleotides. It is a transcript of the gene fgd6, whose product is annotated as FYVE, RhoGEF and PH domain containing 6. NCBI's taxonomy places the organism in Eukaryota, Metazoa, Chordata, Actinopteri, Cyprinodontiformes, Cyprinodontidae. Gene Ontology annotation, cellular component: cytoplasm. The record is from RefSeq and is a predicted model, not a curated record. Gene Ontology annotation, molecular function: metal ion binding; guanyl-nucleotide exchange factor activity. Bases 243 to 4049 code for a protein of 1268 amino acids. The transcript has 20 exons.